CUGUCGAUGGCAGUGUCACUGAUCGAGGAGAAGAUCUUGGGUCGCCUCGCCAAACUCGUUGAGCCUUCUAAUCCAUUCCUCUCCGCCUCUCUAUACCAAGUUCUCGGACUUUCGAUCCUCCUUUCGAGGAAGCUAUACCGUGCACGAAAAUUACGAAAGCUCGAUGGCACGAGAGACACGAAGUCAUUGCAGCUAUACCACCACAUCAUCUGGCUUGCAAGGGAAGGCUUGUCGGUGACGGAAGUCUAUAUCUCGCCGAAUUGUCGAGAUGGCGAGCACGGGCGAGAACUCAAAGUCAUGGCAGCGAAGCUGCGAGCUUCGCUGUAUCACGUCUUCUGCCUGUUCCACAAUCAUCCUCCGCUCAGUCAGAUCAACUCAAGAUCACCAAAAUCCGGCGACAGCCCGCCCUCGAGCGGUAGAACGACAAAGAGCGCGAGGUCAACUAGACAAGCUUCGUACAUCACCAACCCGUAUGCAUCAGGGCAGACACCGCCUCCAGGACUUUUCACUUCCUCAGAUGCCCGAAGAACACCCACUCGACCUCCUGGACUUGCGCCGAUCGACAUAUCUCCAACUCAUGCGGCGGCAUCGUAUCUCCUCCCACCGCUGAACUUUGUACCAAUGGCUCGCGAACAUUUCGAAGCGGCACAGACACUUGCUGAUCGUCUGCUGCCAUCCACACAUGCUCUUCGACUCUCGAUCAUCUUGGAGCAUGCCGCUUUCCUGUGGGACUGCGCCAAGGAAUACGAACGUGCGAGAGCACUGUCUAGACGCGCAAUCAAAGAAGUAUACUCGUCAAGUGAUGGCUUGGAUGACGAUGAGUUCGCAGAUGCAUCUGCUCUUGUGCAGGCUCUUGGAGCGAUCGUGAAGCGAGGCUCGAACGAAUCGACU
This is a messenger RNA of Zymoseptoria tritici IPO323, 891 nucleotides long. RefSeq lists its product as uncharacterized. The record is from RefSeq and is a predicted model, not a curated record. The transcript is spliced from 2 exons. The annotation marks the transcript as partial. Lineage: Eukaryota; Fungi; Ascomycota; Dothideomycetes; Mycosphaerellales; Mycosphaerellaceae.